AUGCCACUACCAAAUGGACAGCAACCAUUGCGGAUUCCUCAACCACCUUCUCACAGUCGACAAAACUCAGCGCUCGGCCAGCGUUAUCGACAUUGUGCUACGCCGUCGACGUCUUCCCUGAGCUCAGUCACAACAUUUCCAGCUGUGCCAGUUCAACAACCUUCUGUUUCAUCUUUACCUGUGUAUACGAGUGAACCAGGACGACGAGUAUAUCCGUCUACGCAAUCUACAUCGACGUUACCCACAAGACGCAAUGAAUUUGGUGCGAAUCGAACGAACUUGGAGCGAAUGAGGUAUGGAUUUUGGUUUUAAAUGUUGUAGGGAUAUUUUAGAUACUAUGGUGUCUUAGUAUUUAUGUAUUAAUGCUUGAUUUUCGGAAAAGUUUGAGGGAAAGUUAUGUUAUAGUAGGUAGAUGUCACGGAAAUUGAUGUUAGACUUGUCUUUUUUGUCGGAGAUUUGUGAAAUUUUUAAAGGAUGAUGAAGAUACUAAUACGUAGCUGUUCAGAUUAAAAAAUUACGAAAAAAUAAAUUAUUUUUAGGGCUAAGGAUUAAAUUUAUAUUACACUACGUACAAAUGAAAAGAGUUGCUGUAACUUUUCUAUUUUUCGCUAUAAUUCGUUGAAUUUUUGUACGAACGUUACACAUACAAUGUGAAAUACGCUUAGCAAGUUUUAUAAAAUUCUAGCCAGUUUGCUCGAAGUUAUGGAUUAAAGUUACAUUAUUGUAGGUGGACAAAUUAAAAGUUACUGCUAAAUUAUUUUUUAAAAUAUUUUUUAUUGAAAUCGGGCAAAAUAUUUAUAAAGAGCUAGUUUAACCGUGCUAAAGGUUUCGUAACGUCAAUAAUAUUAUAGCUGCAGAUACGACAAUUUCAAGUUUAUCAGUUAGCUGAUGAAUCGUUUGAUAAUCACAAAAUGAAUCAAACUCUUUGGAUAGUCGUUUAUUUACAGCAAGUUUCCGGCGCUGCGAGCUUGUAAAAUUAUAUUUUUAUGGUGAAUGCAAAUUUCUUUACUGUUUUGCUGGCGAAAAUUAGGUAUAUUUGAGAUGGAAUAUACGAUUUCUCGAAUAUUUUUAGUGUUUUUGUUAUGGUUUUUGUAUUUUUGAAAAGUGCAAGUAAUAUAUGUAGUUGUAUGGGUAUAUAUAUGAUAGAGGGUCAUUUUUUGGUCAGCUUUACGGAUGUUGGGGAGGUUUUUAUAUUGUUUUAGAUGGAAAUUCAUUAAAAUUUCAGUAUCCUUGAUAGUUACAUAAUAUUUUUAGUUACAACGACUUGAUGGAUCUUGCCAAACGUCAACAGCUACAAUUACAAGCAAAACAAGUAGAGUACGAAGACCGACGAAAACAACAAGCCGAUUUCGCUCAAGCCAAAGCCAAUGGUAUGAAUGUGGCAGAAGAAGUUAAUAAUUUGAGACAGCAAAUUCGAAUCGACGAAGCUCAACUUCAACGUCAAGCGAAUGCCAGAAGAGAAGUUGAGGAUCUGGUACGACAAAAUGAAAUGGCCAGAGGGCAGUUGAAACGACUGGAAAAUCAGUACGAUGCUACAGAUCAGUACAUACGACAAGCAACUUCAAAAGUUCACACCCUGAGGCAACAAAUGGAUCAGUUGCAGGCUCGACGUGCUGCCGCGGCUAAUGCGGCCAUUGCACAACAGCGGCUAUUGAAUGUACAGAAGGGUGAAGGAAUUUAUGGACAAAGGAACGAGAAUGACGGAAUUUAUGGACACAGCAGUUAUGGUCAGAGAAGUGACAGUAAUGCCAGUUAUGGUCCAAGAACAGAAAAUGACGCAAUUUAUGGACAAAUCAAGAAGAAUCAAGUUCGGCCACAAGCUCAAGUUGGCCCAUAUCAAAUUGCUCAAUCAAGGCCGGUUAAUGAAAAACCACCUCCACCUUCGUAUGAUCAAGUUGAUGCUGGAGGGUAGGGUUUUUAUUUUUUUUGUGUUUAGUGUAUAAAAUUUUGGUUAAGAUAUUAAUAUUGAUGUUUUAGGUACCACAACAUAGAAAAGUCUCAUUAUCAGCCGAUCGGACGCAGAAUUGCGCACGCCCCAACUCCAUCGUACAACGAAAACCCAUGGGUACUACGAGCACCAGCUGUGGACAAUUUCAGCAUUAGAAGCGACUCGCUAAAAGCGGCCAAACGCCGCUCAUGGGCUCACGUUGAUCCACCUCAUCAACAGAAAUUCGACGACAUUUAUGGCACAAACUCGGCCAAUUAUUCUGUGUUAAAGAAGAUAGUCGAGGAGCAGAAGAAGGGCAAACGACAAUACUCAUUGGCUUCGAUUUUUGGCCGCAAAAAGCCGGAAAAGAAGGGCAAAAACGACAAAAAAGAGAUUUCUAAGCCUGUUAUUGCAAAAAAUGAAGCAAAUUCGGCUGAAAAUGAAGGUGUAGUAAGACCUGAGAAUGAAGAAGUGAGAGUACGAACUCCACAGAUGAUACCACGUGAAAUUGUGGGCAUGACAAGCUUAAAAUCGACCAAAUCUGGCGAUAAAUCCGCCGAGAAUCGUCUGAAGUUUGAUCAAAAUCAACAAAAAUUGGAGGAAAAUCAAAGAAUCUUGAACUUGAAGGCUCAAAAUUCGUUGAGAAGUAAUGUUAGCCAAGACCGAGGAACUCCAACUUUGAUGAGAUUUGAUAAUCGGCCAGAAGAACGAAAACCAGAAGGCCGAAAAUUGUGGGAUAACGAAGAAAAGCAUGGUAAAACGGGCGGUUUUAGCCAAACUGGACUAUCUUUCCCAGCCUUAGCUUCAAAAACCGACAACUUGGUAUCAGAAAAACUUGAUCAAGUGGCACAAAAAGGACUAGAAGGCCAAGUUGGAACUAAAAGAACAGAAAAUAUUGGUCAAAAUUCUUCGGAAUUUCAACAAAACUUCCAAACAAAAGCUCUAAAAUCAGCGAUAAAAGUGGAAACAGAGUUGGCUCCUAUAGUAGUAGCUGAACCAGACUCUGACAAGGAAUUUGAAGCUGAACCAAGUCCGGUUUCUACUCAAUCCAGCCAGUCUAGUCCACCAGAACCGCCACGAAUGAGCAGCGGUGAUGAGGAGUUUGAGAAGAAAGAUGGAAAGACUGGAUUGAAAUGUGACGAAAUUGUGUCAGAUGAAGAAGGAAAGAAAGGUGAAGGUGUUGAGAAGAUUGAAGAAGAGAAUCAAGUUGAAGAUGAACAGGAUAAACGACGAUUGGAUUCUGUUUCUCCACCUGAAGACCCGAAAAUUGAGAAAAACGAGGAAAAUUUGAAGAAAAACGAAGGUAUUUUGGUGAAAAAUGAGGGAAAAUCAAUGAAAGAGGGUUCAGAAGGCUACGAAAGUACAGCAGAAGCUAAUAAGAAUACAGUAGAUUCAUACAAAGCAAAUGUAGACUCUACAGAAUCAGAAACAUCGUCAGAAGACUAUGAAGAAGACACCGUUCACUCACCAAAAGUUGUGAUAGAAACUUUGACUACGGAUGAAGCUGCGAUGCGACAAGCGACGAAUGAAAUCAUCGAACAGAUGCAGAAGUUGACGUACGAACAGCCAAAGAGCAUCAUGAUCAACGAUGACGACGAUAACAACAUGUAUCAAAUGGAAAUGCAAAGUUCGACCGAAGAGAUCAGUUCGAACGAUGAGAGUGUCUCUACUAGUGAUGAACUUCCAGAGGUGGGUAUUUUUUGUUUUGAAGCGAUUUAUGCUACUAAUGAUACUGGAUUUUUUUUUAAAUUUUGUUUUUUUAGUUUGACGAAAUAACUCGCCCAAAAGAUGUCAAAGGAAUUUUAAAACAACACUCGGAAAAUGGAAAGCCAAAAAAGAAGAUGGUAUUCGAUCCAUUGGUACUGUUCUUGGACGCAGCACUAGAAGGUGAUAUGGAUUUGGUAAAGGAAAAAGCCGCGGAAAUUGAUGACAUUUCUCGUGGAAGCGAUGAGGGAAUCACAGCUUUGCACAAUGCAAUUUGUGCAUCUCAUAUUGAAGUCAUCCGAUACUUGGUUGCUAGUCAUGCUGAUGUUAAUGCACAGGUAAAAAUUUGGUUUUUUGAUACAUAAAAUGAGGGUUUAGUGGUACUUUUGUUACCUAAAAUGACGUUUUUUAAUUAAAAAUUUGGAUUUUCAUACCUAAAGUAGUAAUCUCGAGGUUUGAAAUGGUCUUUUUGUAACCUGAAAUAGUACUUUUGGUACCUAAAAUUGUACUUUUGGGACCUAAAAUUGUAUUUUUGUUAUUCAUAAUGUUAUUUUAAAAUUAUUCAGGACGCCGAUGGCUGGACUCCACUGCACUGUGCAGCUUCAUGUAACAACUUUCCGAUCGCCAAAAUGUUGAUCGAAAAUGGAGCUUGUGUGUUUGCCAUUUCGCUGAGUGAUGGUGAAACUCCAUCGGACAAGUUCGAGGAAAGCAUUGAAGGCUAUGGUGGAUGUGCGGACUUUUUGGCCAUUGUGGAAAAAUGCAUGGGCGUUAUCAAUGGAGGAAAGGUGAGAACAAUAUUAUAAAUUGAAAAUUUUGGCAGUAAAAUGACUUUUUUGGAUGUUUUUACAAUUUUUUUGGCUUUUGCACCGUGCAAAUUUUUAUAAAAUUAGGUAAAAAUAUUUUGUAUUUUAGGUAUAUACAGCCUACUCAUACGAAGCCUACAACGACGACGAACUCUCUUUUGAAGCUGGUGAAGAAUUGAAAGUACUGAACAAAGAUACGGGAGAGAAAAAUCAUUUCCAGUACCAAAGAAUGUACUAUCAAACACCAGAUCCAUCUCUAUUCGAAGACUCGCUGUGGUGGUUAUGUGAGAACAAGAAAGGCGAAAAAGGACUGGUACCACGCAAUUUCCUCGGACUUUUCCCAAUUUGGAAGUUUGUCGAACCGUUGAACUUUAAACCUUUCAAUUUACCGUCGAAUGAACUGGCUUUAAACGAGGUUCUGAAGGAUCAUGAGGACGCUAGAAGGUCAUCAUCGUCUACCUUGGAUCCAAAUGAUGCUACGAACAGUACGACAUCGAGAAACGACGAUCAGAAUAGCCAAACAUCAACUUCGUCGCUGGAAGAAGCGGAAUCACCACCCCCAUUGCCGCAGCCUGAAUUUGAUCAGCCUUCUCAGAUCAGGGCGAAUGCUUAG
Molecule: messenger RNA, 5047 nt
Organism: Bursaphelenchus okinawaensis
Lineage: Eukaryota; Metazoa; Nematoda; Chromadorea; Rhabditida; Aphelenchoididae
Source: the annotation of a GenBank genome assembly